ACAAAUUCUAUUUUCAUCAAAAUUCAAAUCAACCUUUAUGUCAUGUGAUGGUUCAAGAUUUGCGACUGGAAAUGAUUGAUUCUUGCACUACUUGAUCUAAGGCUCAGCUCACCCCCACCGCCACCGUUUGCUCUGUAAAAAACCUUGCAAUGAUUGCUUCUACAAUCUAUUUUAAAUUGGAAGGCCAACCCAUCCACUUUCCGCCAUUAACGAACUUGUAAGAUGCUCCUCACUCCGCUUCUUUUCUUCUCUUCUCAUCCAUCAUCUACACUACAUUGAUUCUCCUCCUAAAAUCAUUGGACCUACUCUUUCCUUGGUCAAAAGCACUUUACACAUUCAUGUAAUCCUUUUUCCCUGCUUGUAAUCACCCCCAUGGAAUGGAAGCUCUGAUUUCAGAUUUCAGAUAUAAUUAUCAGUACCAAGUUCAUAAUCGAUGGGGAUUCAUGACUAGAGUUUGCAACUUGUAUCUGGGAAUAGAGGAAUUUGUGUCUUUUUGUACGCGUAGGGCUGGUUUAAUGAACCUAUGUUUCUUUCGAUCAUGAGAUUUGGAAUAUCCAUUUGGUAAUUGAUUAGGUUUUUGGCAAUAUGGAGAUCCGGAGGCGGGUGUUCAUUAUUACAUUUAUGAUUCUUCUUAUUCUAUUUGCUUUUCAAUAUUUUGUUUUUCGUUAUACAAAAAAAUUGUCCCUAUCGUUUGGGGAUAAGGCCUCAACUUUAAUGGUGGAUCAGAAUGUCUGUCAGUUGAACAAUGCUGGACUUUGUAGAUUUCAUCCAAUCGAUUCGGGUAUUAACAAAUUGGAUACCAAGAAAAAGUUUGAUUAUGAUAGUAACAAAGGAGUAAGAGAUGAAGUAGUUGGUUUGACAUCAGAAUUCUUGAAUAAAGAUACUGAUAAAAGUGAAGCAAAUGCAGAAUUAAGUUACAAUCGCCGGAUGAAGGGAGAUGUUUUGGAGAAUAGUAACAUGACAGCUGACGAAGCUAAAGCCAAUAGCAGUCCAGGGAUGAAUGAAGUUAAAAACCAAAUUAUGGUUGUUCCAAAUCAAGGAACUAUGAACAAUAGCAUUAAAAAGGUUGAUCAAACAUAUUCUGACAUUUCUGUGAUUCCUAACACAUCUUCUGACCAAAAAGAGAAGAUAAAAAACAGUAGCGAAGAAUUAGAAACCAAUGAUAGGAUUGAGCUAGUGAAGAAAGGUUCAUUUGUCUUCAAUGAUAAAAUGGUCGGGCCUGACGUAUCAACAUUGAAUGGGCCAUUUAUAUCCAUAUCUCAAAUAUACUCAAAGUUAUCAAGGGCUCACAAGUCUGCUUGUUCGAAGAGGUUGCAAUGUAGACAGACAUCCCGGCGCGACCAUGAACUACAUUAUGCAAGACUGGAGAUUGAAAAUGCUUCUGUGUUAAGGAGCACUCCAGAAAUUAGUUCUUCUGUUUUCAGAAACAUUUCAAUGUUUACAAGGAGUUACGAGUUGAUGGAAAAAAUGCUUAAAGUCUAUGUAUAUGAUGAAGGAGAAAAACCCAUUUUCCAUCAACCGAUAUUGACUGGAAUUUAUGCCUCAGAAGGGUGGUUUAUGAAAUUGCUGGAAGAUAACAAAAAGUUUGUUGUGAAGGACCCUGAGAAAGCUCAUUUAUUUUAUUUGCCCUUCAGUUCACAGUUUUUAAGGUCUGCAUUUGGAAAUAAAUUCCGCAACAAGAGGGAUCUACAGAAACCUCUCAAGAACUACAUUGACGUAAUUGGGAAGAAGUAUCGUUUUUGGAACAAAAAUGGAGGAUCAGACCAUUUUUUAGUUGCCUGUCAUGACUGGGCCCCAAAGCUCACUAAACGUUUGGUGAAGAAUUGCAUCAGAGCGCUUUGCAAUGCCAAUGGUGCUGGAGACUUUGAAAUUGGAAAAGACACCAGUUUGCCAGUAACAUUUGUACAUUCAACGGAAGACCUUAUAACCAAAAUUGGAGGCAAGCCUCCCUCCGAAAGGACCACAUUGGCCUUCUUUGCAGGCAGCAUGCACGGUUAUCUCCGGCCAAUUCUUCUACACUACUGGGAAAACAAAGAACCUGACAUGAUGAUUGUUGGCCCAAUGCCAAAUAGUAUUGAAGGGAAAAAUGCCUACAUGGAGCAAAUGAAGAGCAGUAAGUACUGCAUAUGUGCUCGAGGUUACCAAGUUCAUAGUCCUCGAGUAAUUGAAGCGAUUCUUAACGAGUGCAUUCCGGUGAUCAUAUCAGAUAAUUAUGUUCCUCCCUUAUUCGAAGUAUUGAAUUGGGAAUCGUUCUCGGUUUUUGUUAAAGAGAGAGAGAUACCGAAUUUGAGAGACAUUCUCCUCUCAAUCCCAGAGGAGAACUACCGGGCAAUGCAUUCAAGAGUGAAAAUGGUGCAACAACAUUUUCUUUGGCAUGAGAAGCCUGCGAAAUAUGACGCAUUUCAUAUGAUCCUUCAUUCUAUUUGGUACACAAGAGUGUUUCAGAUCAAAAGCAACUAACAUUGGCAAAGUUUGGGUUAUGGGUUGAACAAGGGCAACUAGGCAAUUAUCAAUAAUAUAGCACAUGAAGUGGGUUGAAAACUAGAAAGACACUGUUUUCCAAGCUGUGGAGCUCAAACAGUGAGGUUUCAUUGAACUCGCAAGAUAUAUAGUUUAGUCAUAUAUUACCCAUGUCAUGAACAAACAUUCUUUUCACAUUCAAAAAUCUGAUAAGCUCAGGCCUUGCCGCCUUAGAUAGGCCAUAAAUUACGUAUUUAAGAUGACAGUUUUGUUACUUAGGAGUAUAUUUGUUGAGAAUGUAGUAUGUACAACCACAAAUCUUGAAUAAGGGAAGGAAAUUGGUUUUUGCUUAUUCAAGAUGAUUCUACGUUAUUUCAGUUUUUUAAAAA
Messenger RNA from Cucumis sativus (cucumber), 2849 nucleotides. RefSeq names its product probable glycosyltransferase At3g07620. Bases 586 to 2460 code for a protein of 624 amino acids. The transcript has 4 exons. Gene Ontology annotation, molecular function: glycosyltransferase activity. NCBI's taxonomy places the organism in Eukaryota, Viridiplantae, Streptophyta, Magnoliopsida, Cucurbitales, Cucurbitaceae. The record is from RefSeq and is a predicted model, not a curated record.